Oncorhynchus tshawytscha (Chinook salmon) is the source of this 1420-nucleotide messenger RNA. RefSeq names its product translation initiation factor eIF-2B subunit alpha. Gene Ontology annotation, cellular component: eukaryotic translation initiation factor 2B complex. The coding region runs from base 414 to 1322 and encodes 302 amino acids. Gene Ontology annotation, biological process: translational initiation. Gene Ontology annotation, molecular function: guanyl-nucleotide exchange factor activity; translation initiation factor activity. NCBI's taxonomy places the organism in Eukaryota, Metazoa, Chordata, Actinopteri, Salmoniformes, Salmonidae. The record is from RefSeq and is a predicted model, not a curated record. The transcript has 9 exons.
AUGUGAAAAGAAAUUGACCAACGAUAACUGAGUUUUACGUCAUCAAAUUGCGACAUUAGCUACACCAUGCCAAAAAUUAGCAAACGUUUACCUAAAAAUAUGUAGCUGUAAGAGUGACAGAAUUAGCGAAUACAAACAUUUUAUUUUACACAAAUCAAGGACUGUCUGUUCUCAGUCCAAAACAUAAGAAGCAACUCUUAAAAUAGCUUCAUCCGCGUCAGGAGGAAAAACGUGCUAUUUCAUCAGCUCGAGCAAGGUAACGUUACAUGGUAGUUAGCUAGCGUAGCUACGUUAUUUGUCAACAAUAAUCCUUCUGGCAUUUACUAGGUUAGCUGCCUAGAAAGUUUAAUCUGUUCAAAGGUGUCAUCUGGCCUGCUUCCUGCUGUUGUUGAGGUGUCGACUUGUUUGACAGAAUGGACAAAGAUGAGCUGGUGGAGUACUUCAGGACACAAGUGAGACAGGACCCUGAGGUUCCCUCUGCUGUGGCAGCUAUCCGCACUCUCCUGGAGUUCCUCAAAAGAGACCAAAGUGAGACCAUCCUGGGCUUGAGAGAGAACCUGACCCAGACCAUCAGGCGUCUGGAGGAGGCUGACUCCUCUGUGGCUGUCUCGUCUGGUGGCGAACUGUUCCUCCGCUUCAUCAGCCUCACAUCGCUGGAGCACCCUGAUCUCUCUCAAUGCAAGAAAGUGAUGGUAGAGAGAGGAGAGCUCUUUCUUAAGAAAAUCUCCCUUUCCAGGAGUAAAGUAGCAAAACUCUGCCAUACCUUUAUCAAGGAUGGUGCUAAAAUACUGACACAUUCCUCCUCCCGGGUGGUUCUUAAGGUACUGGAGAGUGCAGCAGCUGACAAGAAACGCUUCACUGUCUAUGUCACUGAGUCACAACCAGACUCUGCAGGAAGACAAAUGGCUGACAAAUUACAGAAUCUAAACAUUCCGGUCACAGUGGUUCUUGAUGCUGCAGUGGGGUAUAUCAUGGAAAAGGUGGACCUGGUGAUUGUGGGUGCAGAGGGAGUGGUGGAAAGUGGUGGUAUUAUCAACAAGAUUGGCACCUAUCAACUGGCUGUGUGCUCCAAGGCUCACAACAAGCCUUUCUACGUUGUGGCAGAAAGCUUCAAAUUCGUCCGACUCUAUCCUCUAAAUCAGCAAGAUGUCCCAGAACGAUUUAAGUAUAAAGCAGACACACUAAAGGCAGUGGAAGACCUAGCAGAAGAACACCCCAUGAUUGACUACACACCACCAUCGCUGAUUACACUUCUUUUCACAGACCUGGGGGUCCUCACUCCUUCAGCAGUCAGUGAUGAACUUAUUAAGCUGUACUUGUAAACCACCACUAGAAUACUGACACAACCCCAUCAAGUGCAUCCAUUUCAACAAGUCACCGUUCAAUACGCAUUUCAUUAAAAAUGUCAAUCUGCCUUAAA